AUGAGCAACGGCAACCGGAGCAGCGGCGGGAGGGGCGCGAGGUUGGAGCUGCAGCUGCACCUGUCGCCGCCUCCGGCCGGAAGGAUGGAGGUGGACGGAGGCCACGGCAGCGACUCGUCGUCGUCCCCGAGCUCGUGCGUGUCGUCGGACGGCAGCCCAGGGAGCAAGUCGCCGAUGGUGAUCGGCGCCUGCACGCGGUGCAUGAUGUACUGCAUGGUGGCCAAGAGGGACUUCCCCACCUGCAUCAACUGCAAGCAGCCCUGCCUCGUGGACCUCCUCCACAGCGCCGGUGCCGGCGCUGGCGGCAGCGGCGGCGCCGCGGGCGACGGCGGCGACAAGAGGCGCGGCAACGGCAAGUGA
Molecule: messenger RNA, 360 nt
Organism: Sorghum bicolor (sorghum)
Lineage: Eukaryota; Viridiplantae; Streptophyta; Magnoliopsida; Poales; Poaceae
Exons: 1
Coding region: 1-360 (119 amino acids)
Source: RefSeq, a predicted model, not a curated record